This is a messenger RNA of Nezara viridula (southern green stink bug), 667 nucleotides long. Lineage: Eukaryota; Metazoa; Arthropoda; Insecta; Hemiptera; Pentatomidae. The record is from the annotation of a GenBank genome assembly.
AUUUUAAAUAGACCACCAGUCGUUGAUUGAAGUCUGUCCUUGAGCCGUAACUAUGACGUCCGCUGCUGUACUCAUCGCCUUGUUAGGCUUCGUCGCUGUCUCCCAAGCCGCUCCGCAGUUCCGCGGCCCGUACGGACCACCAAUGCGACCAGGAGGUGGACGCCCAUGUGGCCCUCACCAUAUAUUACCAGUAGCGAUACCGGUGAGCGUUCCGGCUGCGGCUCCAGCACCAGCUGCUACAACCAGCCAACUGCUGAGCCAGCUGCAAGGUUUGCUCGGGACAUUGGCUUCACAGGUCAUCCCGCAGGCAGCACCCACUCAAGCUGCAGUCCCGAACCUACAAGCGCUACAAAGUUUACUUGGUACCUUAGGAACCGCGCAGGCUCCAGCGACCAACCCUGCAACAGUCAACCAAGCUCAACUGCAGCAGUUAUUGAAUCUGUUAGCAGCUUCGCAAGCAGCUCCUGUGGCAACCACGGCAUCUCCAGCAACUUCCGGACUUUCAUAUGCUCAAAUCCAAGCUUUGCUGGGCUCACUUGUUGGUUAAGUAUGCUGAAAUUGAAACGAUGGAUAUUGUCCAUUGGGGAUAUAAAUAAUGCUACAAAAACUCUUUACAUAAUAUCUUAAAUUAAAAAAAUAUGAACAUUAAAACUUUAAUCACAGGUCC